AUGACUAAAGAUUCUGCUGGUGAAAUCGCUAUUCUCGUUCUUGAUACUGCAAUCGAAGGGAUCACUGAAAGAUUUGGGGACUUCGGUGAUAAUGCUACCCAUGUUCUUAGUUCUGCGGUUGCAAAUCAGGCUAACGAAUUAGGUCCUACCCAUUUCGAUUUCGUAAAAUAUCAAAUUGCCCAUGCUACAGAGGCCUCCAUUUAUUUGGAGAGCUUACAUAAAACAUUCCAAGACUUGACUGCUAGGAUCGAACAAGGUAUCAUAAAAGGAAUUCUCCUUACUGGCUCACGUAGUGAUGCUUUCAGAACUGAUAUCCCUUGGUUGAAUGAGUUGAACACGUUUAUUAAAGAUUUCUUACUAAAUCUCGAAAAGUUCCCAAUAGUUGGGAUUUGCUUCGGACACCAAAUCAUUGCCAGAAACUUGAAUGCUAAAAUUGGUAGAAAUGAUGCUAAAAAUGGCUGGGAACUUGGUAUCACUAAAAUUAAUAUCAACCCUGACAUCUUGUAUGAUGAAAACUCCCCUUUCCAUGAAGUAUUUGACGAAAAAACAAUUGCAACCAAAGAGCUCCACUUGGUUGAAUCCCAUCAAGAUAUAGUUUACGAAUUACCAAAGCCUUACAAUAAUUCGAGUUUUGCUUCGAUUGGUUCGACUAAUAAAUGUGAAUUUCAAGGGUUCUUAACAAAUUCCGGCCCCUUGAAAAUAUUAACCUUCCAAGGCCAUCCAGAAUUCUCAACUGAUUUGACUUUAGAAUUAUUGAAUAGAGACUAUAGAUUGAACUAUAUAACCGAACAGGAAUACAGAGAUUUCACUGAUAAUACUAAACUUUUUGUCAAUCAAGGCCCGGUGGUUGGCAAAGUGAUCAAUAGAUUUUUUCAUAGAGUAAAUAAUUAA
Hyphopichia burtonii NRRL Y-1933 is the source of this 891-nucleotide messenger RNA. Its product is annotated as putative amidotransferase. The coding region runs from base 1 to 891 and encodes 296 amino acids. NCBI's taxonomy places the organism in Eukaryota, Fungi, Ascomycota, Pichiomycetes, Serinales, Debaryomycetaceae. The record is from RefSeq and is a predicted model, not a curated record. Gene Ontology annotation, cellular component: cytosol; nucleus. The transcript has a single exon.